AUGAGUGAGGAAACACCACAAUCGCAAGAGAAGCCGGUCCAAUCAUCCAAUGGCUCACAAGUGCCAGCAAAAGAAGAGCCUGUGGCUAAAGCACACGACAACAAGGAAGAAGAAGAGGAACUGUCCGAGGAAGACUUGAGGCUCAAGAACAACCUAGAAAGUUUGGUAGAAAGACUGACAGAAGACGACGCCGAUCUCUAUGAACCAUCGCUGUCGCAAUUGAAGGAGCUAAUCCGGGACUCCACGAGCUCCAUGACAGCGGUUCCUAAACCGUUGAAGUUUCUUCGUCCAUCUUACCCUCAACUCUGCGGCGUUUACGACAAAUGGACCGUGCCCAAGCUGAAAUCAUUAAUGGCGGACACUUUGUCGGUCCUUGCAAUGACAUACUCAGAUGAAGGGAAGCGCGACUCUUUGCGCUUCAGGCUACUGUCAGACGAGAAAAAUGUCGAGAGCUGGGGCCACGAAUACGUGCGGCACUUGGCGCUUGAAAUUGGCGAUGUCUACAAUGAACAAGUAGAAAAAGAAGCUGGAGAUUCGUCGGAAACGUCUCCCGAGCCUUCUUCCGCUGGGCACAGAGGCGUGGAAAACGCCUCGAAAGAGUCCCUUAUUCAACUAUCACUAGAUAUAGUACCAUACUUUUUGAAACACAACGGCGAAGCGGAUGCUGUUGAUCUACUUCUGGAGAUAGAGUCUAUUGACAAGCUUCCCCAAUAUGUCGACGAAAACACUUUUCAGCGCGUCUGUCAAUACAUGGUUGCAUGCGUUCCUUUGCUGCCUCCACCAGACGAUGUUUUUUUCCUACAAACCACCUACUCAAUCUAUCUGAGCGAAUUACAAUUAACUGAAGCGCUCGCUUUGGCUAUCAGAUUAGACGAUGAGUCUUUAAUUAGGGCAGUCUUCGAUGCCACUUCCGACCCGGUAGUUCACAAGCAACUUGCAUAUAUUCUUUCGGCCCAGAAGUCGUCGUUUGAGUACGACGGUGUCCAGGAUAUCAUUGGGAACACCAAGCUCUCCGAGCAUUUCUUAUUUUUGGCCAAGGAGUUGAAUUUGACAGUACCAAAGGUGCCUGAAGACAUAUACAAGAGUCAUUUGGAUAACUCCUCCAAAGGGGUUUUCGCAGGCACGGGUCUUGAUUCCGCCCAACAAAAUUUGGCAGCAUCAUUUGUCAAUGGAUUUUUGAAUCUUGGGUACUCAAGCGAUAAACUUAUUGUUGGUGACGACAAUUGGGUCUAUAAAACCAAAGGUGACGGUAUGACUUCCACUGUUGCCAGCAUAGGAUCCAUUUAUCAGUGGAAUUUAGAUGGCCUGCAACAACUGGACAAGUACUUGUACGUGGAAGAGCCUGAAGUCAAGGCUGGUGCUUUGUUAGGUAUCGGUAUUUCUGCUUGCGGUGUACACGACGGCGAAGUGGAACCGGCUAUGCUGCUGUUACAAGACUAUGUCACAAAUUCAGACAAGAAAAUAAGCUCUGCUGCGAUUCUAGGUCUUGGCAUCGCGUUUGCUGGUAGUAGAAAUGACGAACUAUUGGGAUUGUUGCUGCCAAUUGCCGCCGACACUAACUCACCCAUUGAAACAUCAGCCAUGGCGUCUUUAGCGUUAUCGCAUGCAUUUGUUGGUACUUGCAACGGUGACAUUACCACUGCUAUAGUUGACAACCUUUUGGAGCGCACCGCUUCAGAACUGAAGACCGAAUGGACAAGAUUUUUGACGUUGGCUCUGGGGAUUUUGUAUUUGGGCCAAGGCGAUCAAGUCGAAGAUGUGCUUGAAACAAUAUCAGCAAUCGAUCACCCGAUCACUUCAGCCAUCGAGGUGCUGAUCAAUGUUUGUGCAUAUACUGGAACCGGAGAUGUCUUAUUGAUUCAAGAUCUGUUACAUCGUUUAACCCCUAAAAAUAAGAAGGAAGAAGAGGAAGACGAGGACGAAGAGGACGAGGAAGGAGGAGACUUCGAGGGAGCCAUCGAUGAAGAGCUUACCGAAUCGUUGAACCUAGGUAAGAAUGAAGAAACUGAAAAUGAUGAGUCCAUCAAGACAGAGGAUAAAAUGGAUGUCGAUGAUGACACUGACAAGAAAACAGAAAAAGCUUCUGAAGAAGAAGACGCCAAGAAGAAAGAAGAAGAGGACAAGAAGCAGCAAGAGGAAGAAAAAGAAUACGCUUUGACUGAUGAGUUAACAUACGCCGUUUUAGGUAUUGCUAUGAUUGCCAUGGGUGAGGAAAUUGGUAAAGAAAUGUCAUUACGUCAUUUCAGUCAUUUGAUGCAUUACGGUAACGAACACAUUCGGAAAACUGUCCCAUUGGCCAUAGGUCUUUUAUCGGUUUCCGAUCCUCAGGUCAAAAUUUUUGACGCGUUAUCCAGAUUCUCUCAUGACCCAGAUUUAGAUGUGUCCAUGAACUCUAUCUUCGCAAUGGGCCUAACCGGAGCGGGAACAAACAACGCUAGACUUGCACAAUUGUUGAGGCAACUGGCAAGCUACUAUUCACGAGAACAAAAUGCACUAUUUAUUACCAGACUAUCGCAAGGUAUGGUGCAUCUCGGAAAAGGUACUAUGACAUUCGAUACUUUCAAUGAUGCUCGGGUUCUCAAUAAGGUCACAUUAGCUUCUUUGCUAACCGUACUAGUGGGUUUGGUAACACCGUCGUUUAUGUUGGAUCAUCAUUAUCUGUUUUACUACUUAAACAGUGGUGUGAGACCCAAGUACAUCAUGACCUUGAAUGAGGAAGGAGAGCCUAUCAAGGUUAAUGUUAGAGUUGGCCAGGCUGUAGACACUGUUGGGCAAGCUGGUAAACCUAAAACGAUCACGGGAUGGAUCACACAUUCUACUCCCGUCCUGCUUGGUCAUGGCGAGAGAGCAGAACUUGAAACGAAUGAAUACAUAAAUUAUGCCAGUCGACUCGAAGGCGUGGUCAUUCUGAAGAAGAAUCCAGAUUACCGCGAGGAAGAGUAA
Molecule: messenger RNA, 2943 nt
Organism: Lachancea nothofagi CBS 11611
Lineage: Eukaryota; Fungi; Ascomycota; Saccharomycetes; Saccharomycetales; Saccharomycetaceae
Source: the annotation of a GenBank genome assembly